Halichondria panicea is the source of this 921-nucleotide messenger RNA. RefSeq names its product T-box transcription factor TBX6-like. Gene Ontology annotation, cellular component: nucleus. The record is from RefSeq and is a predicted model, not a curated record. NCBI's taxonomy places the organism in Eukaryota, Metazoa, Porifera, Demospongiae, Suberitida, Halichondriidae. Gene Ontology annotation, molecular function: RNA polymerase II cis-regulatory region sequence-specific DNA binding; DNA-binding transcription factor activity, RNA polymerase II-specific. Gene Ontology annotation, biological process: regulation of transcription by RNA polymerase II; cell fate specification; positive regulation of DNA-templated transcription. The transcript is spliced from 3 exons. The annotation marks the transcript as partial.
AUGGAUUCUCCCUCCGACCCUCACCAGCUCCCUCCAUACUUAAGGCCCUACAGCUAUCCUGCUGGUGGGCACAGCUAUGGCUACUACUACCCUCCUUCCUCCUCUCAAGCUUCAGCAAUGAGAACCCGCGGUGAAGAUGGCAGCGAGCCACCAAGAAAGCGCAUGGCAACGGGAGCUGGCUACUGUCCUCCCCCGCAGCACGCAAAUCUCUUCAGACCAGUCGACUUCGAUGCUCCAGCGGUGAGCGCAAGGUUGGUUGGCCACAGAGCUAGGAGAAUGCCUGUAACACCAACAGGUUCAAACUGCUCUGAGGAAGACAGCUGGUCGCAGGAGGCCAGUGGUACCCAGGCGGUGAUGGGGAAGGACUCUACGUACAACAAGGAGGGCAUCACCAUCGGUCUCCAGGAAGCAGAUUUGUGGCAUUCCUUCGCCAGUGUCGGUAACGAGAUGAUCGUUACUAAGCCUGGAAGACGCAUGUUCCCAUCUCUUCUCGUCAGUAUAAGAGGCUUGGAACUGAAUGCCAACUACUCCAUCUCCCUAGGAAUUAAAGCAGCCGAUAAGUACCGCUACAAAUUCCUCGGCAUGCGUUGGGUGCCGAUGGGGGAGUCGGAGAUCGUGCAAGACGAGUCUCGCCAAGUGUAUCACCAUCCCAACAGCCCUAAGAGUGGUGCCUUCUGGAUGAAGAAACCUAUCAGCUUCAAACCUUGCAAGAUCACCCACAACACUCACUCAAAGCAUGGAAAUAUUCUCCUCCAUACAAUGCAUAAAUAUGUGCUGAGUGUUAUAGUCAAGAAGAUCGGAGUUGUUGAGUCAGAGACGAUCAUCGUGCUCACUGCCACAGAGUUUAUCACCGUGACAGCCUACCAGAAUUCUAAGCUCACUCUGCUCAAAAUCAACAACAAUCCGUUUGCUAAAGGAUUU